Panicum hallii is the source of this 1452-nucleotide messenger RNA. RefSeq names its product protein RKD5. NCBI's taxonomy places the organism in Eukaryota, Viridiplantae, Streptophyta, Magnoliopsida, Poales, Poaceae. The coding region runs from base 228 to 1229 and encodes 333 amino acids. The transcript has 5 exons. The record is from RefSeq and is a predicted model, not a curated record. Gene Ontology annotation, molecular function: DNA-binding transcription factor activity.
CCACGUCAAGCCCACCUCCCAAUUUGUCCUUCUCUCCCCGCCGGCCCUUAGAAAGAACCCGACGCGAUCGAAUUCUGCUUCCUUCUCCGCUCGCCGCCAGCCGAAUGCAAUUGCAAGGCGGCGGCGUCCCCUUCCUUCCAUUUUGACAGCAGUAGCAAUUAGCGAUUCCUCAAUUCUCCAGUCAAUCUCUCUCCAGUCUCCAUCCUGCCCCCAACAGGCCCCUCCCCAUGGACAUGGACGCCGCCGUUUCCACCCUCACCGCGCUCUCCGUUUUCGCCAGCACCGUCGAACACGCUGCCUUCAGGAGCGUGCACGGGUACAGGGUGAUCGGGAGGAAAGAUGGGAAGUGGGUGCGGUGGGAGAGGUGGGUGGAGCGGCAGUUCGUCCUCUCCCUCUCCGUCCCGCCGUGCCGCGAGGUCGCCGUCCCCGCCGCCUCGCCGCGGAUACUGCUGGCGGGGUGGCACGGCCGGCCGGUGUUCCACGAGGGGCAGGCCGUGGGCACCUGGCGUUGCAUUGUGGCAUUCGAUUCUGUUGCCGCCGUCGCGCCGUCCUCCCCGCCGCCGCCCGUGCUCUCCCCCUUAGUGAAUCCACAGCUGGAGUGUCUACCUAAUCUGUACAGAGACCUGCAAAAGGUUUUUCAGUUUCAGAAGGUGGAAAAGGUCCCACAGCUUGUUCGCCGUGAUGCAAAACAGCAACCAAUACGUUCUGGUGAGCAGGAGAAAACUUCUGAUGAGGCUGAUUCAUCGGGGUCUGAUUCCGAUGGGGAUCCUCAAUCUGAUAAAGAACUUGCGCCAACAGUUCAGAAGCAGCCCAGAGCCAACCGGAAGCAUAUAGAUAGCAUUACUUUGGUUGAGAUAGCGCAGUACUUCCAUCUUCCAAUCAGAGAAGCGUCAAAGACUCUCAAGAUAGGAGUGAGCAUACUGAAGAGAAAAUGCCGGAAAUAUGGGAUACCUCGCUGGCCUCACCGCAAAAUCAAGUCUCUGGAGUCCCUCAUUAACGAUCUUGAGUAUGUGCUUGACGACGACUCAGGAGAGGAUGCGCAACAGGAGCUGCAAAAGAUCGAGGAGGAGAAGCAGGCUGCUGUGAUAAAGGCCCUCACAAAGCGGAAGAAGAUGCUGGAGAGCGAGAAGGAGAUCAUACAGCAGAAGCCAGCCUUGGACCUGAUGACUGAAACCAAGCAGUUCAGGGAAGAUGUUUUCAAGAGGAGAUACAGGGCUAGAAGAGUGUAGCCAGGGAGUAGCAUCUCCCUUUAGCUGAUGAUAGCUGUUGUAAAAAUAUAUGACUGACUCAACCUGGUGCGCAAAGAUAAUAGCUGCUGACCUGUGCGUGCCACCAGUUUAUCAGACUAUACUAGCUUGUAGCUGCUCUUCAUAAGCUUUGGUGCGUUCUGCUGUGACCGAACUGGACUACCUGAAGAAUCGAACGAAAUAGCAUGGUUGGAUGCCGGUGUAA